GGGUUAGUCUAAUUGCAGUGUGAGUGUUUGUGUAUACAAAGCAAAGCAAGUAUCCAUCGCGCGACUUGAAUAUUGCACUCUCUCUAUCUGUUCGGAUCUGGAUAGUAAAUCGGGUCGAACCGUGGCUUCCUCAGGGUCGCAGAGCCUGUCUCGAAGAAAGCCUUCUUCUUCUUCGUCUACUACUACUACUACUUCACAAACAUCAGGGUCGACCCGAAUCGUUUACAGGGAAUCCAGGGAAUCUGAAUUCCCGUUCUGGCAGCAGAACUGGUUCAUCGCUUUGCUCUUCCUCAUGGCUCUCGGAUUCUUCGGUUUUGCUCUCUUCCUUUUUCUCACGCUCGAUUCUGACAUCGCUCCUUCUUCCACUUCCACUGCCUCUGCGGCUUCCUCCGAAGGCGUCGAGGUACAGAUUACUUACGGCUCCGUUCUGAAGCUUAUGCACGAGAAGACCAAAUUUCGGUUGCAUUCUCAUGAUGUGCCAUAUGGUUCUGGCAGUGGACAACAAUCAGUUACGGGUUUUCCCAAUGUCGACGAUGCCAAUAGUUACUGGAUUGUUAGACCUCAGCCAGGAACUGAUGCUAAACAAGGUGAUGCCAUUAAAAGUGGCACAAUCAUUAAAUUACAGCACAUGAGGACAAGGAAGUGGCUGCACAGCCAUUUGCAUGCAUCCCCAAUAAGUGGCAAUCUCGAGGUGAGUUGUUUUGGAGGAGAAUCUGAAUCUGACACCGGGGACUAUUGGAAGAUUUUAGUUGAAGGAAGUGGGAAGACUUGGAAGCAGGAUCAGAGGAUUCGAUUUCAGCAUGUUGACACUGGAGGCUAUCUACAUAGUCAUGAUAAGAAAUACUCUCGGAUUGCUGGGGGACAGCAGGAGGUUUGUGGUGUUCGUGAGAAGCGUGCUGACAAUGUCUGGUUGGCAGCCGAAGGUGUCUACCUUCCGGUUACCGAAAGCAAAUGAGUUGAUUAGUAUCAAUACUUUGUUCAAACGGGCAACAUGGAUUAUGAAAUGGGUGGCUGGCACCGGUUCUGAUAAUAGAUGUCGAUUGUCUAUUGAAGGAAAAUAUACUUUAGCACUUUUUGGAUGAUGUAGUAAUGUUAGUAAUAUUUAGUCUUAGGUUCACUAUGUUAGUCUUUAAGUGCAUGGCCCUUUCCCCGCAGGAUAUACUUGCUGUAUCUGUUAUUUUGUUAUGCAAUGUGCUAAUUGGUAGUUCCUCCAAUAGGGCUAAAAUGGUUGAAUUGUCAGCAAUGGAACUUUAAUUUUCAAGUGAUUUAAGACGUUUAAUUAUA
Messenger RNA from Gastrolobium bilobum, 1284 nucleotides. Its product is annotated as stromal cell-derived factor 2-like protein. NCBI's taxonomy places the organism in Eukaryota, Viridiplantae, Streptophyta, Magnoliopsida, Fabales, Fabaceae. The record is from RefSeq and is a predicted model, not a curated record. Bases 293 to 955 code for a protein of 220 amino acids. The transcript has 6 exons.